Messenger RNA from Aspergillus japonicus CBS 114.51, 1296 nucleotides. RefSeq lists its product as uncharacterized. The record is from RefSeq and is a predicted model, not a curated record. Lineage: Eukaryota; Fungi; Ascomycota; Eurotiomycetes; Eurotiales; Aspergillaceae. The coding region runs from base 1 to 1296 and encodes 431 amino acids. The transcript has a single exon.
AUGAAGGACUUCUCAGUAGCCAGUGGGCUGCUUCUCCUCUCAACCUUGGCCCCUGCCAGUCUGGCAGCCACAAUUGCUCUUCCGGCUGCUGGUGCUCCCAGUGUGUCCAUCGCCACCGUGACUUCGACCUAUCCCACCACCGUCACCAACGUAGUCACCAGCUCUUCAGCAGUGGUCACCACCGAUGUUGUCUGUGCCACUGGCACGGCUUCUCUCGGCUCCGGCACUUCAUGCUCCGAUUAUGCAUGGUCCUCCGCCGGUGUCUACUAUCGUGAGAUGUGUGACGGCUCCUCCAUCACUGGGGCAACCACCCGAGCUGUGAUGAACGUUUACAGUCGCCAGGCAAAUAUCAAUGGCUGUGAACUGUAUUGUCGCAUCUUCAACGGCUUGUGUAAUGCCGUCAAUUACAGCCCGGCGGCGAGCAGUUGUCAGUACCUGUGGGCCACCGGCAAUGCCGUGGUCUCUGCCUCGGGCUAUCAGGCGCUCAGUACUUACUCCACCAACCCAUGCACGGAGACGGUCACGGCCAUGGAGACUGAGUAUUUGACCGAGUAUGUGACCAGCCAGGCCACUACCGUUUAUACGGUGACGGUGACGGUCCCGACCAGCUCGGCGACAUCGACCGUCGUCUCGUCCACUCCUUCUCCGGUGUCCUCAACCGUUACCCCAACCGCUGUGGUGCCGUCGAGUGUGGCGUCGGCCUCAUCUGUGGUUCCUUCAUCGAUUGUCAUUCCUUCUUCGGCUCCUUCUUCGGCUCCUUCUUCAGCUCCUUCUUCAGCUCCUUCUUCAGCUCCUUCUUCAGCUCCUUCUUCAAUCCCCUCGUCGAUUCGCCCAUCGAUUCCCUCCUCCAUUCCCUCCUCCAUCCCAGCUUCCGCUCCUUCGCGAUCCCGCUCCACCCCCGUCGUGGCUCCCAGCCCUAGUACCGGCUCCUCUGCCCUCUCCUCUCCGCAACUCAGCUCGCCCACACCCCUGACGCGGUCAUCCUCCGCCCUCGUUCCGCAGCAGUCAUCCUCCGCUCCCUCGCAGCCCGCGCGGGUCUCUGCUUCAUCGGUGAUCCCAGUCCCCGUUCAGUCCCCUGGCAGUGCUCUCUCCUCCACUCCAGCCCUACGCCCCACUCAACCCUCGCUGAUCCCAUCGGCCGCGUCGACCUCAUCCGUGGCGGUGGUCGCUCCUCCCCACACCACCGAGCCCCCAACUCCUUCCGGGGAGGGUGACGAGGACCUGGUGACGUCGACGGUUCUGGCUACAGUCACAGUCACUGUUUUGUCUGACUGUGAUCAAGAAAGGGUCUACUGA